Messenger RNA from Truncatella angustata, 1235 nucleotides. Its product is annotated as S-adenosyl-L-methionine-dependent methyltransferase. The transcript has 4 exons. The record is from RefSeq and is a predicted model, not a curated record. NCBI's taxonomy places the organism in Eukaryota, Fungi, Ascomycota, Sordariomycetes, Amphisphaeriales, Sporocadaceae. Gene Ontology annotation, molecular function: methyltransferase activity. Bases 273 to 1169 code for a protein of 298 amino acids.
GCGGCGCCGUCAAACAUUUUCAGCGAGUCCAUGCCCUCGGCGGAUUCAGCAAGCUCCAACUCCGACGGAUCUAACGUCGCCACGAACAGGAGCCAGAACUCAAAUCUCAGUUUCGCCGAGCAGGCGAAUGAAUUCAUCAACGCCGCGCUUGGUCGCACGCCUGGUGGAACGUCUGUCGUCGAUCCUGACUCGGUCUUGGAUCAGUCCGGGAGGCUUUAUCAUGGUUAUAAGGACGGCGCAUAUUUUCUACCCAACGAUGCUGUCAGUCCUUGAUGCCCCACGGCGACAGGUCGAGAGGACUAAUGAAAGUACAGGCCGAACAAGAUCGACUCGACUUGCAGCAUCAGAUGUUCAAGGUCAUGUUGGAUGGCUUUCUCUCCUUGGCUCCAAUGAGUGCUGUGCCGAACUAUGUUCUAGAUGUAGCGACGGGUACUGGGAUAUGGGCCAUGGAUUGGGCCGAAGAAUAUCCCUCUUCCUUUAUCAUUGGCACCGAUUUGAGUGCUAUACAGCCUAGGCGAGACUUCCGCAACCUCUUUUUCCAGAAGGACGAUGCGGAAUCGCCUUGGCUCUUCCCAACACCACAUCCAGCGGAUAGCCCGCCUUGCACUGGUACAUGUCAACACAACAUACAGUUUGACUAUGUCCAUUUUAGGAUGGUUUGUACCUGCUUUGAUGAUACCCGCGGCGUAAUUAAGCAGGCAUACGACAACACAAGACCCGGCGGCUGGAUCGAAUUUCAAGAUUUCUUCUGCGACACAAGCCACGAGAACAACAAAGACAGUCCCAUGGCCAGAUGGUACGACGCUGUGGCAUCCGGCGCCGCGAUCAAGGGGCGCGAUCUCAAGCAGCCGAUGAAGUACCAGCAAUGGUUGGAAGAAGCAGGAUUUGUCGAGGUCAAGACACGAGAGCUCAUCCUUCCGUGCAGUCCAUGGGCUAGAGACCCGAAGCUGAAGGAGGCCGGUGCGUGGCAGCAGCAAAACUUCCUGGACGGCAUUCAAGGUGUAAGCUGGCGCAUGAUGGCCGCUGCGGGAUACACCGGCCCUGAGAUUGAAGCGAGCAUUGAGGAGGUGACGGAUUACUUGAAGAGCCGUGGCAAUCGCCCCUUCUUUUGGCUUUACGUUGUUUACGGGCGCAAGCCAUAUCCCAACGAAGUGCAGCCUGCACCCUAAUUUCACAUUCGCUAAUGAGUUCUAAUGGGGAAUUUGGUGGCCGGCUAGCACGAUCUUAAAAACUUG